Molecule: messenger RNA, 521 nt
Organism: Eurytemora carolleeae
Lineage: Eukaryota; Metazoa; Arthropoda; Copepoda; Calanoida; Temoridae
Exons: 5
Coding region: 12-521 (169 amino acids)
Source: RefSeq, a predicted model, not a curated record
GGUAACAAAGAAUGGGCCAAUGGAGCUUACUUCAGAAGUGGAUGGAGCAGGAUACAAAGGACGAAUAUUACAUAGAUUUUGAUUCGAUUGUCGAGGUUUCCCUGCUCUGGGAUUGGGAUAAGGUUAAAGGAAAUAUGCUAGGCCUACGUGAAGUUUACGAGUUUGCUGGGAGAGAUUUAGAGAGAAGACGGAGAUAUAACUCACUUUCUUCAAGGGUUCGCAGUUAUCUCGGAGAUCCAGAUCAUAUUCCUUUUACUCCGGAUACCCUUGUAUUCAGGUCGGAGCAAUUCAUUCAUCAGCAGUCUCUUAUGGAACCUAGAGAAAAGAUCGGACCUGGAGAGCAUACCGAACCUGGAGAGCCUACCGAACCUGGAGAGCAUACCGAACCUGGAGAGCCUACCGAACCUGGAGAAGGAUCAUUAGACUUGAGAAAGGAAGGACGAACGAGAGAACAGUCGACACUCCGUCGAACUUCUGAAAAGUCGACUGGGAGCACAGGACCCUUCUGCAGGAAAUUUUAA